AUGGCAACACCCCUUCAGGACCACGCCAUUAUUGCUUUUUUAGCAGGUUUUGUGGACUGGGUCAUUGGUCCCUUGGGCCUCCAGCAUGAUCUCAGACCGUCUUCGCUCUUUGUUCGGAUACCGUCGAUCAUUGGUUACAUCUCGCUACAUCUAAACGUCAUUCAUCGUGGGGUUUCCCGGUUUGAAUUAUCUGAUUCUUUCUACGACGCUGGAAGUGGAGAUCCAACUCGUCAGAUUCGCUACCUCGUACCGUGUUUCCAACAUUCUUCGGCUCCUUUAGCUGCAAUUGCUCGUGACAACGCCUUGGUCAUUUGCGCAUACCGUCUCACCAACAUCAUCACCUCUCCCGCCUGA
Molecule: messenger RNA, 354 nt
Organism: Aspergillus tubingensis
Lineage: Eukaryota; Fungi; Ascomycota; Eurotiomycetes; Eurotiales; Aspergillaceae
Exons: 5
Coding region: 1-354 (117 amino acids)
Source: RefSeq, a predicted model, not a curated record